Messenger RNA from Xenopus laevis (African clawed frog), 2164 nucleotides. It is a transcript of the gene vta1.L, whose product is annotated as vesicle (multivesicular body) trafficking 1 L homeolog. The record is from RefSeq and is marked provisional. Gene Ontology annotation, biological process: late endosome to vacuole transport via multivesicular body sorting pathway. Gene Ontology annotation, cellular component: cytoplasm; endosome membrane; multivesicular body. Lineage: Eukaryota; Metazoa; Chordata; Amphibia; Anura; Pipidae.
GGGGAUUGUUGUUAUCUGACUGACUGACAGGCUCUCAGGUGUGAGGCGCUAGUAGAAUCGGUAGCUGCUGAUCUGUAUUCCUGUCCCUGCAGCAUGGCCGACCUAUUGCCCGCGCUACCGGCGCAGUUCAGAUCUCUUCAGCAUCACUUGAGGACUGCCCAGGAGCAUGACAAGAGGGACCCAGUGGUGGCAUAUUACUGUCGUUUGUAUGCCAUGCAAACAGGCAUGAAGAUCGAUAGCAAAUCUCCAGAGUGUCGCAAAUUCCUCUCUAAACUUAUGGAUCAGUUAGAAACUUUGAAGAAGCAGCUGGGAGAUUGUGACUCUAUAACUCAGGAAAUUGUUGGCAGUGCUCACUUGGAGAACUAUGCGCUGAAAAUGUUCCUUUAUGCAGAUAAUGAGGACAGAGCAGGGAGGUUCCAUAAAAAUAUGGUGAAAUCUUUCUAUACCGCUAGUCUUCUUCUUGACACACUCGCAGUAUUUGGAGAGCUUACCGAGGAGAAUGUUCAGCAUAGGAAAUAUGCUAGGUGGAAGGCAACCUACAUCCAUAACUGUCUUAAAAACGGGGAAACGCCUCAAGCGGGACCUAUAGGAAUGGAAGGAGAAGAGUAUGAUGAAGAUGAAGAAAAUGAAGAGGCAGAAGCAUCAUCUUAUAGCAAACAAGAACCAUCCUCUGCAUACCAACCUCCAAACAUGCCAACAGCAAAUUACACUGGAAUACAGAUCCCUCCUGGUGCACAUGCUCCUGCCAACACUCCUGCAGAAGUUCCACAUAGCACAGGUGUAGCAAGUAAUGCUAUCACUCCUCCGCCUCCACAAAAUAUACCCACAGUAGAUCCAUCUCUUUAUAAUGCAACACAAGGUGAUAUUUGCUUGACCCCUGAAGAUUUUGCUAGGGCUCAGAAAUUCUGCAAGUAUGCAGGUAGUGCUUUACAGUAUGAGGAUGUGAAUACUGCUGUGCAGAAUCUCCAGAAGGCCUUAAAGCUGCUCACAACAGGCAGAGAAUGAGGAAUGCAUUUAUACAGGCACCAACUGGUUCCUUAAGAUCCCUGUCCCAAUUUAUGGAAAUCCCUUUGACCCACUUAGUCUAUCAAUCCUGCAUUAGUGCUACCAUAAAUACUGUUCAGUCCCUGAAUGAAAAAAUUGGAACAGAAAAUGUUUCAAUGACUUUGAUAUGUUUACAUGUGAGAAAUACAUACUUUUUUUUCUCUAUUACUAUAUUGCACUUGAAAGUAUUGCUAAUAAAACAAAUGAAAAGGAAACAUUUGAACAUUAGAUUCUAUCUCACAAAAGUCCCUUACCAAUUUUCAAUUUUAUAUUGAAGACAGGCGUUUUUAAAUGGCCCUUUCAAUUUCAUUUGUAUAAUGGAAAAUUGAGUCAAUAAUGUAUUAUUUAUCUAUUUUUUUUCCUUAUGCAUGUCUUAAUAAGGGUGUUAUUGUGCAAGGUUGCAGUGUUGAUCUAGUCAACUUUAUUAUGCCAUUAUCUGAAGCUAUCUUCCAGCCUUCCAUGCCAUCCCCUGCCCAUAACAUGUCUGUGGGAUUAUAAUCUUACAAAAAGCCAACAGGGAACUUUUCAAAAGCAGUAAAUUAUGAGGUGGUUUGAUCAUUUGGAAACAGAUGAAAAAUGCAAUUUAAAUGAAAUAGUAUUACCAAAAAGGAGUUUGCUCAUAACCCUUAAAAAAGUAAACAUAAUACAAUGUAAUUAUUUUGUAUUAUGCUCUAUUAUUCUGUCAGCUUGUGGUCAUUUUAAAAUUUGAAAUAUAUUUGAUUUAUUUAGGGGGUUAUUUAUCAAAGACCGAAUCUAUCUCAAUAUUUUCUGCUACAAACUCCGAUCAAAUACGCUCGGGUUUUUUAGGCUUAUUUAUUAUUAUAAAUCUCCCGAAAAUUUGCUUUGCAGAAAAAAAUCAGAUUUUCACAAUUGUUUCAGAUUUUUCCAUCCGAGAUGCCGAAUUUUUUCCAUCCUCGGGGUUUAAUAAAUUCAGAAAAAUUCAGAAAAAUUUGUGAUUUUUUUAAGCAUUCGGAGUUUAGUAAAUAACCCCAUUAAUCUGAACAUUUGCCUUUCUGCUCUCUUAAACAUGCUAUGCUAGACACUGUUGGUUGCAUCUGUAACUUUUGUCUUAUUCUUUUUGCUUUAAAAUCAUUAUUAAAGAAUUUCAGUGGCACUAAAA